Messenger RNA from Dissoconium aciculare CBS 342.82, 1886 nucleotides. RefSeq lists its product as uncharacterized. NCBI's taxonomy places the organism in Eukaryota, Fungi, Ascomycota, Dothideomycetes, Mycosphaerellales, Dissoconiaceae. Bases 383 to 1804 code for a protein of 473 amino acids. The record is from RefSeq and is a predicted model, not a curated record. The transcript is spliced from 2 exons.
UCCAGACAGAUACAGAUACAUAAACGUACCUGCCGACAUACACACAAACCCACAUAAACCCAUCGACCAGACGUCUGUUGUGAGACCCGGCGGUUCGGUCGCACAAAUCCUAGAGAGGGAUCGACGGCACACGGAGCAAGUCCCGUAUUAUAUCAAGUCUCGUCCCACACCCACCAAAACCACCCCAUGUUCAAUGUUCACCGGGUGAACCUCUCGCCAGGAGCUGCAUAAUAAACCCAUUCCUUCAAGUGACUGCCACACCAGCACCCUUUCUGAGACUACUUUCCGCGGCCGCGACAAGGAUCCUCUGGGUACUUGAUCAUCUUGCAUCCUCACCAUAUAAACUUCUUCACCCUCGCCUGCCUCAUUAGGCAACUCAUAUAUGGUCAAGCACACAAAGCCUCACUAUAGUGAAACAUCGACCAACUCACAUACACAACAUACCUCCGCUGCAUCUUCGCCCUCCGCCCACAACAUGUCUUCCACCAGCACGAUGACGGGUCAUCAUCAUCAAGCAAAUCUCGCCAAUAUCCCUGCAUUCGGCUAUCACGCGCCUCAGUCACAUAUACGCUCUCUUCCACCGUUACAUGCGGCAUAUCCAAACCGUGCCCAACAUGACUACGCGCCACACCACAACACUACCUAUUCGCGAGACGCAAGUGCAGAUCGGUCAGCAUCCAUAUCAAGGACAACUCGUCCCAUGGCAGUUUCAAGUCUCCUCGCAUCACCCAGGCUGCCGCUGGAGGAGUCGACAAGACAGCACCCACAACAGGUCGAACUAGCUUCAUGGGUUGAGCGUCAUUAUCAGAACCACUCGCCGAUGAGCAGUACGCCAUCAAAAGCACAGACUGCUUUCGGCGAGAGCACAGGUCCACGAUAUUUCAGACAACCGCAGAUUCCAAACAUUGGUCUCGAUUACCGGCUUCAUCGUCAGCGAUCGAUUGACUUGAUGCCAGACGAAGGCUCGUCCACAAUAUCCUCAAAUUCCACAGCCCAUUUACCUCCGACCCAACCACGGCCUUCAAAUCGCGCUCCGAUCAAAGCUCGCAUAAGCCAACCACCACCUAUCGAUUUUCAGCUCACAAUUCGACAACAACCCAUUGCUGCUCGAGCAUGUGGCUUUGGUGAGCGCGAUCGUCGAGUCAUCGACCCACCUCCCAUCAUCGAGCUCAAAACCUUUUCAUCCGAGACCGGUGCGCCCGUCGCCGACGACACGGGCAUGCUCGCUCUACAUUGUACUCUCAUCAACCACAUCACCGAACAAGACGAAAGCGACAUCGCACCUGCCCAUCCCGGUCAAGCUUUCGCCCGUCGACUAAUGGGCACCUUAGUUUCAUCACCUAAUAUGGUCAACGACGAAAAGGGCCGUCCAGGAAUUUUCUUCGUCUUUCCCGAUCUGAGCUGUCGCACAAUCGGACAAUACCGCAUGCGCUUCCGCCUGAUGCGCGUGGAACCUAGAGACAUGAAACCCGGAACCAUUUUCCCAUGUGUGGCGAAUUGCAUCACAGAGGUCUUCACCGUAUACACGGCCAAGGAUUUCCCAGGAAUGAUGGCAAGCAGUGUACUGCUCAAAGCGCUCCGCACGCAAGGUGUCAUCGUCGGCGUGAAGAAAGGUUCAGAGAACUCGUCCAAAGGUCGACGAGGGAAGGACGAUCUCGAGGACGAGGAAAUGGAAGACGACGAUGAUAGUGUGGCCGGCGACGGGAGUGUCGAUGCGAGGUCUUCAGGAGCGGCUUCGGUGCGGUCGUUGGAGCGCGAGCAGAGGCCACAGACGGGCGCGAAACGAGCGAGACGAGGCAGGUAAUGGGGUUGGCAGAGUCUUUCUUUCUGUACUGACACAUCAUUCGCGGACUCGGAACACGUGAGAUCUUGCACAGAGGAUUUAC